Messenger RNA from Rhodotorula graminis WP1, 2208 nucleotides. RefSeq lists its product as uncharacterized. Bases 1 to 2208 code for a protein of 735 amino acids. The record is from RefSeq and is a predicted model, not a curated record. Gene Ontology annotation, molecular function: zinc ion binding; DNA binding. The transcript is spliced from 15 exons. Gene Ontology annotation, biological process: DNA-templated transcription. NCBI's taxonomy places the organism in Eukaryota, Fungi, Basidiomycota, Microbotryomycetes, Sporidiobolales, Sporidiobolaceae.
AUGCCUCAGAUCUGUCGAGGAACCCGCAAUGAUCCUCGAGCAUCUCGCGCUUGCCGCCAGUGCAAGCGGGCCAAGAACCGCUGCCUUCCGAGCUCGACCUCGACAUCGACUGUCGACGCUGCGUGUCAACGCUGGCCAGACCGUCGCAGGAAUCGGAACGACACGCUCGCCCAGGUCACCGCGCUGCAGGACCGCGUCAAGGACCUCGAGACCCGCCUUGCUCAAGCCCAAGGUCAACCCGUCCCGACCGCCGACUCGUCGCCUUUCCUCGAGGACUCGAAGCACGCCAACCUGCUCGUCGACCGCAUCUCGACUCUCGAGCUCGAGGACGACCCUCUCGCACCUCACGGCGAGCUGCGGCCCGACGCCAACGGCGCCUUGCGCUGGCAUACCGAGACGGCGCUCUACAAGGACGAUGUUGUCGACGGUACCGACGCAGCGCGACUCGGGCGUGCGGCGUUUCUGCCGGUGCCGCUCUCGAACGAGCUGCACGCCGAGCUCAUUCACCUCGCGUUCAAAUGGCACCUGGACGUCGUGCGCUUUGUCGAGCAGGACGACAUGACGUUUGACGGCAAGCGCUCGCACGCCUACUCGCCCUUUGUUCACCUGGCCGUCCUCGCUGUCGGUUCACGGUACAUGCACGAUCCGCCUCCCGAGAUUUGCGCCAACCCGGCCGACCCUUCUACUCGCGGCCACCCCUUUCACCGAGCAGCGCUCGAGCUCCUCACGAGCGAGAUCGCGGCGCCCGACUUCAGCACCAUUCGCGGCCUCAUGAUCAUCGCCAAUUUCCUCGGCGGCAUCGGCCAGCCUCGAGCGGGAUGGCUCUACAGCGGUGUCGCUCACGGGCUCUGCCUCGACUUCGGCCUGCACCUUGAUCCACCACCGGAAGCCCCGAUGUCGCUCGAGACACGCGAGAUCCGCCGCAAGCUCUUCUGGGCUACGUUCGUCCACCACAAUGACUACGCCAUCUGCUUCGGCCGUCCGUCCGCCAUGUCGCUCAAGCAGGUCCACCAGCCGCUGCCCGACUUGCCCUCGUCCUCAACCGGCCCGGGCGCGUCGUGGCCGUUCGACAUCCGCAUCCACCGCAUCGGGCUCAAGGUUUGCUGGCUCAACUAUACGGGCGAGGGCCUCGGUCUCGAGAACGACGUCAAGCACGAGCGGGUCAGGAGACUUUGGCGGGAACUGCGAGAAUGGUACGACGAGCUUCCACCAGCCCUGCAAGACGAGCGCGACGUCGUUCCGAGCCCGGAAGUGCUUCAUCUUAUGUCGGUCUAUGUCACGCUCGUCAUCCUCCUCCUCAAGCCCUACUUCGCCAAGUCGUCCUCGAACGCCGACAUCUCGACGACAGCGGCCGAGGAGUGCUCUGCGGCGACACUGCGACUGGCAGGGCUCGUCGGGCGGUACGAGCGCGAGGGCCCGUCGAUGCGGUUCAGCAGCAAGAUGGCCCACCUUGGGGUCAUGUACGGCGGCGUCAUGGCGCUCAAGCUCGCGCAGAACGCGCUGCGGCCGUCGCCGAGCCCUUCCUCGAGCGCCGCCGAGCGCACGGACCCCUCCUCGACCUCGUCUUCCUCGUCUCAGCCUCUCUCGCCCGCACCCUCGCCUGCCGCCUCAGCAUCGACCUACCUCGCCGCAGCCGACACGCUCCUCGGCGGGCUCGUCUCGCACGCCCAAACCUGGCCGGCGACGUUCGCCUGCGUGACGGCCCUGUGCAGGCUGCGCGACUCGGUCCUCGCCCCACCCGCCGCCCACGACCUCGUCGUCGCGCCCGAGAUCCUGCCCCCGUCGCGCAACGCGUCGCACUCGUCGAUGGCGCCGCCGCCGAGCUCCUGGCUCGAGCCAGUACUCGACCCGCUCGGCCCGCCGCCGCUCCCGCACGUGCCGCCGCCGCCGCCGCCGCCGUUGUUCGGCACUUCGACGGCCGACGUCGCGCAGUCGGCGAUGCAGGGCAUGCCCGAGCUCGUCGGGCACGCGGGCGAGCAACCGCUGUGGAACACGGUCGCGGCCAUGGGAGAGGACGAGCUUGCCGGGUUCUGGGACGUGUGGGCGGCGGCUGGGAUCGACGGCACCGCGCUCCAGCAGCAGCAGCAGCAGCAGCAGCAGAGUUUCCAGCUCUCGAGCACCUUCGACGACGAGCCGCAGCCUCGAGAGCGUCGUCGAGCUGAGCGGGCCGGUCCGCGAGACUUGCAGAGAGACGGUCGAGACGACUAG